This is a messenger RNA of Olea europaea var. sylvestris, 1464 nucleotides long. RefSeq names its product ABC transporter C family member 3-like. The transcript is spliced from 4 exons. Gene Ontology annotation, biological process: transmembrane transport. Gene Ontology annotation, cellular component: plant-type vacuole; vacuolar membrane. NCBI's taxonomy places the organism in Eukaryota, Viridiplantae, Streptophyta, Magnoliopsida, Lamiales, Oleaceae. Bases 1 to 1464 code for a protein of 487 amino acids. Gene Ontology annotation, molecular function: ATP binding; ABC-type transporter activity; ATP hydrolysis activity. The record is from RefSeq and is a predicted model, not a curated record.
AUGGUAAUGGGGAUCCCACUUGAAUCCGGGAAGAUACUGUCCGCACUUGCAACCUUUAGAAUUCUUCAAGAGCCAAUUUACAGUCUUCCUGACACAAUUUCCAUGAUUGUUCAGACUAAGGUUUCUCUUGAUCGAAUUGCAUCGUUUCUUUCCCUCAUUGAGCUGCAGCCAGAUGUCGUAGAGAGGCUUUCUAUGGGCAGUUCUGACAUGUCAGUAGAGAUAGUCGAUGGAAAUUUUGGCUGGGAUUUAUCGUCUCGUUGUCCAACAUUGAAAGAUAUUAACCUCAGAGUUUCUCAUGGCAUGAAGAUUGCCAUCUGUGGUACAGUUGGUUCAGGCAAGUCAAGCUUACUUUCCUGUAUUUUGGGAGAAAUGCCCAAAAUUUCAGGAACCAUUAGGCUCAGUGGAAGAAAAUCCUAUGUUGCUCAGUCACCAUGGAUACAAAGUGGAAAGAUUGAAGAUAACAUACUGUUUGGUAAGGACAUGAACAGACAACUCUACGAGAGAGUUCUUGAAGCUUGUUCUCUAAAGAAAGACUUGGAUAUUCUCUCUUUUGGUGAUCAAACAGUUAUUGGUGAAAGAGGGAUCAACUUGAGUGGUGGACAGAAGCAGAGAGUACAGAUUGCACGUGCACUGUACCAAGAUGCUGAUAUAUAUUUGUUUGAUGAUCCAUUUAGCGCUGUGGAUGCACAUACGGGAACCCAUCUGUUCAAUGAAUGUAUACUGGGGCUUUUGAAUUCUAAAACUGUUAUUUAUGUCACACACCAAGUUGAAUUUUUACCGGUAGCUGAUCUGAUUUUGGUCAUGAAAGAUGGGAGGAUUACACAAGCUGGAAAGUACAACGAUAUUCUAAAAUGUGGUAGUGAAUUCAUGGAACUAAUUGGUGCCCAUAAGGAAGCUUUAUCAGCACUUGAUUCUACUGAGGCAGGGGCAACAUCUGUUGGUGAAGAUAGCAGAACAAGAAAUGCUGAGAAUUAUCUGCAGAAAAAGGAAUCUCUUAAUGAUCAAAAUGAUAAAACGGAUACUGCAAUGGGGACAAACGGACAGCUUAUUCAAGAAGAAGAAAGAGAGAAAGGUCAAGUUGGUUUAUCAAUUUAUUGGAAAUAUAUCACAACUGCAUAUGGUGGACUCCUUGUGCCCUUUAUAUUGUUGGCGCAAAUUCUGUUUCAAUUACUUCAAAUUGGAAGCAAUUAUUGGAUGGCCUGGGCAACUCCAGUGUCUGAGGAUGCAGUACCUCCCGUUGGAGGUCCUACUCUUAUCAUUGUCUAUGUUGCUUUGUCAAUUGGAAGUUCAUUUUGUGUUUUUACCAGAGCCUUGCUACGUGCUAUGGCUGGUUACAAGACAGCUAAAAUACUUUUCAACAAAAUGCAUAUGUGCAUAUUUCGUGCCCCCAUGUCCUUCUUCGAUUCCACUCCAAGUGGACGCAUUUUAAACAGGGGGGUAGUUGGGAGUCAUACAUACCCCUAG